AUGGACUGCAUGUUCGGACGAAAGUACUACGGCCGGCCUUUGCACGAAGUUGUCUCAAAAGAUCCUGGAUAUUGUCGCUGGAUGCUCGGAAAGGCUGAGGAGGACGGUGCCCCACCGGGAUUGCUGGAGAACGCCGCCUGGCUAACGCAGCAUGCGCCGCUGUUGAAGGUUCCUCGUGAGCUCGUGGAAGGUGGAAAGCAUCGUGGACGGCGGCUGUCUGAGCUGGUGCAUAAAGACCCGAUGUACUGCCAAUGGAUUCUUCGUCAGGCUAAGGCGGGGGACGCCCUGCCAUCGGUACGAGAAAAAGCUUCCUGGCUGGAGCAGAACGCGCCACACCUGAAAGCUGACCAACCUCUACCCGGCUUCCUUUCAGGUGGGAAGCAUCACGGACGAGCCCUGUCCGAAGUGGUCGCCCAGGAUCCGGCCUAUUGCCAAUGGAUCCUUCGAGAGGCCGAGGCGCCCCGACCUUCAGAAGCAGUUCGCGAAGCCGCGGAUUGGCUCAGGAAGAAUGCGCCAAACUUGAAGCAGGAUCGAGCACUCCGACUGCAAGGUGCCAAGUAUUACGGGCGCCUUGUAUCUGAACUUGUCAGCGAAGAUCCAGGAUAUUGCCAGUGGCUUCUCCGAGCAGCUGAGGAAGCAGAUGCAGAUCAGUGGGUGAAAGAGCCUGCUGCCUGGCUUGUGGCGAAUGCUCCGCACCUCAAGGAGACGCCUGUCGUGACAGUCAGAUGCAGACAUCGCGGAAUUCCUCUUCCCCAGGUGGUUGCUGAAGACCCACACUGGUGCAUUUUCGCUUUGCAACCUCUGCAGGACUCAUCUGCAUUCUAA
Messenger RNA from Symbiodinium sp. CCMP2592, 825 nucleotides. The record is from the annotation of a GenBank genome assembly. Lineage: Eukaryota; Dinophyceae; Suessiales; Symbiodiniaceae.